GUGUUUCAGCGGCGGGAGGACGGCUCCGUGAACUUUUUCCGCGGCUGGGAAGCCUACCGGGAUGGCUUCGGGAAGCUGACGGGAGAGCACUGGUUAGGAGACUCAUUCCUGAAGCACAACGGGAUGAAGUUCACCACCAAGGAUCUGGACAACGACCACUCGGAGAACAACUGCGCGGCUUUCUACCACGGUGCCUGGUGGUACCGCAACUGCCACACUUCCAACCUCAACGGGCAGUACCUCAAGGGCCACCACAGCUCCUAUGCCGAUGGCAUCGAGUGGUCCUCCUGGACCG
Molecule: messenger RNA, 295 nt
Organism: Pelecanus crispus (Dalmatian pelican)
Lineage: Eukaryota; Metazoa; Chordata; Aves; Pelecaniformes; Pelecanidae
Source: RefSeq, a predicted model, not a curated record